Messenger RNA from Aspergillus sclerotioniger CBS 115572, 1162 nucleotides. RefSeq names its product homoserine acetyltransferase family protein. The coding region runs from base 1 to 1062 and encodes 353 amino acids. Gene Ontology annotation, molecular function: acyltransferase activity, transferring groups other than amino-acyl groups. Gene Ontology annotation, biological process: biosynthetic process. The transcript has 6 exons. The record is from RefSeq and is a predicted model, not a curated record. NCBI's taxonomy places the organism in Eukaryota, Fungi, Ascomycota, Eurotiomycetes, Eurotiales, Aspergillaceae.
AUGGCUGAAACCGACUACGAGACCUUCCCUCUCGGCGACUGGGUUCUACAAAGUGGAGAGAAGCUGGUCAAUGCUCACAUCGCAUACAAGACGUUCGGGGAUCCGAGCUCCCCCGCAAUUGUCUAUCCCUCUUGGUUUUCGGGAUGGCUCUCUGGCAAUUACUGGUUAAUCGGGGAGGAUAAGACGCUUAAUCCUGAGAAGUACUAUAUCAUUGUUCCGGCGCUAUUUGGAAACGGACAGUCGACGUCGCCCUCGAAUUACGAGAAUGCCGGGGCGUUUCCGAGAUGUUCGUUUUAUGAUAACGUGCGCGCUCAGCAUGAGUUAGUCACAAAGCAUCUGGGGAUUACUCAUCUCAGGGCAGUUCUUGGGUGGUCGAUGGGCGCGGGUCAGAGCUAUCAAUGGGCGACGCAGUAUCCGGAUUUCAUGGACCUGGUGGUGCCGUUUUGUGGGUCUGCGAGAACGUCGUUGCAUAACAAGGUGUUUUUGGAGGGAGUCAAGACGGCGCUGAUGGCCGCGAAGCAUAUCUCGUCUAAGGGUUCGGGGGAGGGUGGGGUCCUGAAUGCGGAGCAGACUUUGAGGACUUGGAGUGAAACGGAGAAGGAGGUUGGGUUGAAGGCUUUUGGGAGGGGUUAUGCGGGCUGGGGUUUCUCGCAGGCGUUUUAUAGGGAGAAGUUGUAUGAGACGGCGUUGGGAUUCGAGGAUUUGGAGGACUUUAUGCAGAAUUUCUGGGAAAGUUGGGCGCUUUCGAAAGAUCCCGGAAACCUUUUGACGAUGCUGCAGACAUGGCAGAAUGGUGAUGUAUCCCUGCAGGAGCCGUAUAAUGGUAACUUCGAGAAGGCGUUGGGCUCCAUCAAGGCGAAGACGCUGGUGUUACCUAGCAAGACGGACCUUUACUUCCCGCCGGAGGAUUCGGAAUACGAGGUUGCCUUUAUGCAGCGGGCAAUCGGAACUCUCGACGUCUUUCCCUCCAUCUGGGGCCACUGGGCUGGUGGACCGGGCCAGAGCAAGGACGAUGUCAAAUGGUUGGAUGAGCGGCUGGCGGAGUUCUUUGACAAGAACUGAGUUGUGUUAGAUCUGUGUUGGAUAAACAAAUUGAUUUAUCAGCAAUACCUGAUGAUUGGCUGCGGGGGAGUAGCAAUUAGCAUGAAUAGUGUCAGUACAG